Messenger RNA from Aspergillus aculeatinus CBS 121060, 1601 nucleotides. RefSeq lists its product as uncharacterized. Bases 137 to 1141 code for a protein of 334 amino acids. Gene Ontology annotation, molecular function: DNA-binding transcription factor activity, RNA polymerase II-specific; RNA polymerase II cis-regulatory region sequence-specific DNA binding. Gene Ontology annotation, cellular component: nucleus. NCBI's taxonomy places the organism in Eukaryota, Fungi, Ascomycota, Eurotiomycetes, Eurotiales, Aspergillaceae. Gene Ontology annotation, biological process: regulation of transcription by RNA polymerase II. The transcript has 2 exons. The record is from RefSeq and is a predicted model, not a curated record.
AGAAAUAACCACUUACCUUUUCUCCUCCUUCCCGUUCCAGCCUUGAACUUUACCAAGACCAACAGUUGUCCACUACCACCACCACCACUACCACCACUACUCUUAUCUAGUACAACGAUCCUCACCGUCGCCCAUCAUGGAUCUCGCCAGCCUUAUCACUCAACCGGGACCAGAUCCCCUCGCAAUGAGGAUGUCAAGAGCCUCUUACAGCCCCCCUGCGCCUCGCGUGGCUUUGUAUAAGCGCGCACCGGACUCAUACUUCGCUUCCGUGCCGGUCUCUUACUCCCGCGCCCCUCCUUCCCCGCCGGUCGAGGAAAUGCCCCCCAAAUGCUCUCUCCCUUCUAUCUCGACCCUACUCGAAGGCGCAGAUGGUGCCUCCAUGCAUGCAGCUAAGCGUGCAAGAGUUACUCCUCCAGUUCAGCGCGAGCUGGACACCCGCCUUCCCCCGCAACCCUUGGAUGCGAUGAAGGCCAAUGGCCCCCAAAUCGGCCUGCCACCUACGCCUCCAUUGCGUCCUGGUUCUGGGUUCAACAGCGUCAGCCACUCUCCCACCUCGUCGAUCUCCGCCGUCAGUGACGGUGCCGCCGUGUCCCGCGCAGAGCCAUACACCCAGGCGCCGGCGAGACUCCCCAGUCCAUCGGAUCGGUCUUCCAUCUCUAGCCAGGGCUCCGUGGCUCCUGUCUCCGCCGCGCCUUACGUCUCUCCCGCCCCGAGCGUCGCUUCUUACUCCUCUCCCAUUGAGCCCUCGGCCUCCUCGGCCAUCUACUACCAGAGACCGACCUCCUCAUCGUCCACCUACCAGCCGUCCAGCAGCGUGCCUCCCUCCACUGCUCCUCUGCCAACCGCCGCACACCAACAGAUGAUCUCCCCUGUCACCCCGGCCUGGCAGCAUCACCACUACUUCCCUCCCUCCAGCACGACCCCCUACCAGCAGAACCACGACCGAUACAUCUGCAGAACGUGCCACAAGGCCUUCUCGAGACCUUCCAGUCUCCGCAUCCACUCCCACAGCCACACCGGAGAGAAGCCCUUCCGCUGCACCCACGCGGGUUGUGGUAAAGCCUUCAGCGUGCGGAGCAACAUGAAGCGCCACGAACGUGGCUGUCAUACCGGCCGGCCCGUUGCCACCGCCAUGGUAUAAACAUACCAUUCACCGGCAAACCAAGAAAAAGCACAAAAGCCGCGAGAGAGGAAAUUGUUUUCUUCUCUCCAGAUUUUCCCCCAAAUACCCAUGACUCCCAGCGACACUUCUUUUGCUCUGCAUUGCUUCUUCUGAUGAUACCCUUCUGCUUUGCGUGUUCAUAUAUACCUUUUUAUCUUCUUUCUGCUUCUUUGCGUCGAACAAAAAUCUCUGUUUUUUGUGCAAAAAGCUUAGGAGGGCGGGGAGCUACGGUGUAUCACCAAAAAGAGGUCUCCAUACAUAUUUUUCUUCUCUUUCUCACCCUGUGUAUAUUUGAUUGAUUUUUUUUGGACCUCAUCACCCCGCCCAACACCAUUCUUGUUUAUUAUCGUGCGAAAGGAGCAGGCAUCGCUUGUGGAUGACGGGCUUGGGAGAAACACACCAUAGUCGUUGUUCCGUGACAGCUAGAGGUUGUUGCAGG